Molecule: messenger RNA, 805 nt
Organism: Rhagoletis zephyria (snowberry fruit fly)
Lineage: Eukaryota; Metazoa; Arthropoda; Insecta; Diptera; Tephritidae
Source: RefSeq, a predicted model, not a curated record
CAACAUGAAAGUACAUUCGGUACAUUGCUUCCAUUUUAAGUACAUUUUAAGUUUGGCCAAAUUAUUUGUCAAGGAAAUUUGUAUGCCGAUUUUCUUUUGCCAAGUGGAUUUUGGUUAAACAUAUUAAAACAUAGAACUUUUUGAUAGUGUGCCAUUGGGAAUGAAACAUUUAAUAGCAUGUCAUUGUGAACGAGAUAUGUGAAACGAAGAAGUAACUAGCUUUUAUGUGCGCGCAAUUUGAAUGAAUAAUUAAUGAAAGCCGACAAAUUAGAGAAACUGCAAUGGAUAAGUAAGUUUCAAACCGUUUUUUUAAUACAAACUAUUUCAUUUUUGAAACGUGAAAAUGCAGCUGCAGGCAAUGAUGAGAAGUAAGUGUGACAAAGUUCAACUAGCGCAAAAAAAUUUACCGAUAGCAUUUUUCUCAUAUUUAAGCAAUAACGAAGAAAGCAACGUAGUUUCCGUGGCGAAAAAGAAAAAGUAUGAGAUCAAAUUUAAGAGGGAGUGGGCAUCCAAGUACAAUUGGCUCCAAGAAGACUCUACCGCAAAGCAAGACCUCCAUAAAAAAAAUGCUAAUAUUGCUAAAGCAACCUUAAAAAUUUCGAGUUUUACUAAGCCGAAUAGCGAGGAAAUGGAAUUAAGUCGCUCAGCAAAGGCAAUGGAGAUUCGUUUGUGUAUGUUCGUUGCUGAGCACAAUUUGCCAUUUACUGCUUUGGACCAUUUGGCAAAAUGUAUUAAAACGGUAAAAGACUCACGCAUAAUUUCAAACCUGAGCAUAAAUAGACAUAAGGACAAAUUUCUGAAAUAA